UCCUUCUCGCGUAUUAUUAACCACUUCGAGCCCGGCGCUCGAAGACGGACAUCAGGGUUUCGAUCGGAGAUCCCGCAGCGGAAACCCUGAUACCCACCGCCCCUGCGGAUCGUCUUCCUUGAUUUCUUCCGAUUCGCGCUAUCGUUUGCGAAGCCGUGGUUGAUGACGAGGAAGAUCGAUCUGCCGGAUGAGUGGGUUCUGUGAAGGGGAAGGGAGAUGAGAGGACCGCCAGUGGGUUGGGAGGGACAAUGACCGGAGCGUCAUUGGGUCUACGAUCAGGGAGUUAUGGAUCAGUACAGCAACCCAGCGGUGCCCUUUUGUCGACUCAAUCGCCGCCCUACUUAUUCCGCAAACCUUCGAAAAUAUCCCUUUCCGGACCAAGAGAAAGGGAGAGGAUCUUGCCGAGGAUCUGCAACUUUGCCGGGAGAAGGAAGGUCAGGAUGUUGCUCUUGCUCGUCGCUUCAGCUGCAGUACUGUCUUUCAUUACUGUCGUCAGUAAAGGUGAUGACGCAUCAGCGAACCCCGACACUCGCAUGGCUUUCGCAGAUCAGGUCCAGAACUUCGUAGAUUCUGGUAUCCCACCAUUGAAUAAUUUUAGACCUCCAUUCAUUCCUGCAAAAAAAAAGAAAGUUGGUAUAACUACACAUUCACACCAGGAGUCUGCAACUACUCAUAAUGUAACCCAUAUUUCUGCCCCCAUUUUUCCUCCCAAACUGCAUCCUUGUGAUAGUUUCUCUUCUCCUCCUCCACCAGCUGAUAAGAGGCGCAUUGGUCCACGUCCAUGUCCUGUCUGUUAUGUGCCUGCAGAGCAGGCUGCACUUCUUAUGCCACCUUCGCCCUCAGCAUCACCUGUUCUUAAGAAUUUAAGUUAUUUUUCGGAAGAUAACUUGAUUGCUAAUGAGUCAAUUGGCGGCUCUAUCUUUGGGGGAUAUCCGUCUCUGCUUGAGAGGAAUGAAUCUUUCAAUAUAAAAGAAUCGAUGAUGGUGCACUGUGGAUUUGCCAAAGGAAAGAAACCUGGUCAAGGAACUGGAUUUGAUAUAAAUGACACUGAUCUUCUUGAAAUGGAAGAAUGUGAUGAUGUUGUUGUAGCCUCUGCUAUUUUUGGAAAUUAUGAUAUAAUGCAACAACCAAAGAAUAUUAGUGAAUAUGCAAAGAGGAAUGCAUGCUUUUAUAUGUUUGUUGAUGAACAAACUGAAGCAUAUAUGAGGAACUCUAGUGGUCUAGAUGAUUCCAAAAGAGUUGGUCUAUGGAAAACUGUGGUAGUUCGAAACCUUCCUUAUGUAGAUGCAAGACGCAACGGGAAGGUUCCAAAACUUUUGCUCCAUAGGCUAUUCCCAAAUGCCAGGUUUUCUCUUUGGAUUGAUGGAAAACUUGAGCUUGUUGCGGAUCCCUAUCAAGUUCUUGAGAGAUUCUUGUGGCGGAAGAACUACACUUUAGCGAUCUCCAGGCACUACAGGCGCUUUGAUGUUUUCGAGGAAGCAGAGGCUAACAAAGCUGCUGGGAAGUAUGACAAUGCAUCUAUAGAUUAUCAAAUCGAGUUUUAUAAGAAAGAGGGUCUGACACCUUAUUCUUCAUCUAAGCUUCCUAUUACAAGUGAUGUACCUGAGGGAUGUGUGAUCAUAAAAGAGCACAUACCCAUUACCAAUCUGUUCACCUGUCUAUGGUUCAACGAAGUGGACCGCUUUACUUCUAGGGAUCAAAUCAGUUUCAGCACUGUCAGGGAUAAGAUAAUGUCUCAAGUGAAUUGGACAAUCAACAUGUUUAUGGACUGUGAAAGACGCAACUUUGUCGUUCAGGCGUACCACAGAGACUUGUUGGAACAACGGAAAGCACUCGCAGCCCUAGUCCGUCCACCACCUCCUGCAUUGGCUAACGACAGGCUCACCAGAGCUCCUCCAUCGAGGAAGCUACCGGGGAAGAUAUCCAUGAGGCGUGGGAGGGACAAGAGACCAGGUUCAAGGCGUCAUCAUCCUAGGGCUGCUGGCGCCGGCGGAAACAGGUAACGAUUCCAACUGCAAAGUUUUGUUUUUGUCCUCUUGCAUGGCCGCUCUACGGCAUUAAACUGCAGGGUGUGCGGAAUCAGGACGAACGUCUUGUAGAGGACCUACCAUCGAGUAUGGUGCUCUAUUAUUUUUGUGAGGGAUUGACAGUAUCAAUUCAUUUUUGUUUUUUUUUGUUUUUGUUAUUUGUUGUAAAUAACCGAUUCAAAAAUAAGUAGCAUUGAGAAUUUAUUGGUUGGCAACAAA
Molecule: messenger RNA, 2246 nt
Organism: Musa acuminata subsp. malaccensis (wild Malaysian banana)
Lineage: Eukaryota; Viridiplantae; Streptophyta; Magnoliopsida; Zingiberales; Musaceae
Product: probable hexosyltransferase MUCI70
Source: RefSeq, a predicted model, not a curated record